AUGUCCUACACUGCAGACCAACAAGCACGUUCGCACCAUGUUGUCCCCUUAAACAAGCUUACGGUUAUGCAGUACGGCUUUAGCGUCGGCAAAGACGUCCGUACGAUAGACUACUGCCACGAUAAUUAUACUGCAUUCGUCGACGGUAUGCAGGAAGAUCUAGCAGAGGGAAAUGAGCUACUGCCUGCGGAGGAGUCUAUUGGCUUUCUUAACACAAUUCUGGAGGCAGGGCUUGAGGUUAAAAAGAACCUUCUUUUUGAUAAAGAAAUCCUCCCCGUGAUGCAAAGUGUUCACCGGGAGGACCAUGACCAGAUCGGUUUGUCUACUCAAUUUACGGAGAUAGAGAGGGGGUUGGUUCAUGUUCACCUGAUCGAGAUGGGUGUGAGGCAGGAGAUCGCAAGGCUUGCAAAUUAG
Morchella sextelata is the source of this 414-nucleotide messenger RNA. RefSeq lists its product as uncharacterized. Lineage: Eukaryota; Fungi; Ascomycota; Pezizomycetes; Pezizales; Morchellaceae. The transcript has a single exon. The record is from RefSeq and is a predicted model, not a curated record. The coding region runs from base 1 to 414 and encodes 137 amino acids.